AUGUACACCCGUCGCCUCGUACCCCGCCUCGCGGCAUCCACCUCCUCCUCCACCACCACCCCCUCCCUCCGCACCUUCACCACCACCUCUCCAUGGCUCAAAGCCCCCGCCCUCUCCGACAUCAAACCCAACGACGCCCAAACCUUCGCCGCCAAACAAAAAGCCUUCCGCGACAACCUCGCCGAGCACCACCGCGCCAAGAAAGAAAAAGACAGUCAGUCUGCGUCCAUUAAUGCUGCAUCAGAAGCCGCUAAGUCGUCAUCUUCCUCCUCCUCCUCCUCUUCUUCCUACAUGUCCUCUGCUGCCUCCAUCGUCGACAACAACACCCCCGUCGCUGCCAAAGAUACCCCCGACGUCGUCACGCAGGGUCUAGGCUCACUGAAUUCUUCCGCAGAAGCCGAAGCCGCGCGCGGAUUGGAGUCCUCCUCUGCUGAUGGGAAGAAGAAGGGGACGGGAUUGUUUAGCAGUCUGAUUCAUGGGACUGAGGAGGGGAGAGAGAUGGAUCGUGAGAUUGAGAGGAGCUUCUCCCAGGUUCUGGCGAGAGGCAAGUAUGUGCAUAGUAUUGUGCUGCAUGAGGUGAAGCCGGAUAAGGUGGACGAGUAUGUGGAGUUGGUCGGGGGGUGGUAUCCGAAGGUGGCGGAUGCGGCGGAGAACAAGGUGCAUCUGGUGGGCAGCUGGAGGACGGAGGUGGGAGAUUGCGACACAUUCGUCCACAUCUGGGAAUACCAGCGCUAUGAAGGCUACCACGCUUCCCUCAACACGAUCCAACACCACCCCGACUUCGCCGGCUUCGACAAGAAACUCAAGACGCUCAUCACCAAGAAGGAAGUCUCUCUGAUGCAAGAGUUCCGCUUCUGGCCGACUUCUCCGCCGCGUCAGCUCGGUGGUGUCUUCGAGUUACGGUCAUACACACUGCACCCGGGUAAUCUGCUCGAGUGGGAGACCCAUUGGCAGAAGGGAUUGGCCGCGAGGAGGGAGGUUAUGGAGGGCGUUGGAGCUUGGUUCGUUCAAAUCGGUUCUCUCAAUGAGGUCCACCAUCUGUGGCAAUUCGCGGAUCUGGAGCAGCGUCGCGCGAACAGAGAGCAGAGCUGGAGUGUGCCCGGUUGGGGCGAGACGGUCCACAAGACAGUCCCGCUUAUCCAGUCCAUGAAGAGCCGCAUCAUGAUGCCUCUGCCGUGGAGCCCGAUCGGUUGA
Messenger RNA from Zymoseptoria tritici IPO323, 1194 nucleotides. RefSeq lists its product as uncharacterized. The transcript has 4 exons. NCBI's taxonomy places the organism in Eukaryota, Fungi, Ascomycota, Dothideomycetes, Mycosphaerellales, Mycosphaerellaceae. Bases 1 to 1194 code for a protein of 397 amino acids. Gene Ontology annotation, cellular component: mitochondrion. The record is from RefSeq and is a predicted model, not a curated record.